Molecule: messenger RNA, 4400 nt
Organism: Austrofundulus limnaeus
Lineage: Eukaryota; Metazoa; Chordata; Actinopteri; Cyprinodontiformes; Rivulidae
Gene: gad2
Product: glutamate decarboxylase 2
Biological process (GO): GABA shunt; GABA biosynthetic process
Cellular component (GO): cytoplasm
Molecular function (GO): glutamate decarboxylase activity; pyridoxal phosphate binding
Source: RefSeq, a predicted model, not a curated record
ACCUGUUACCUGCCUCGGACGGUGACACCAAAACGAUGACCUUCCUGCAGGAGGUGGUGGACAUCUUGCUGGCCUACAUAGUGGAGUCCUUCGACCGGGAAACGAAAGUCAUUGAUUUCCAUUAUCCCAACGAGCUGCUGCAGAUGAACAACUGGGAGCUGCAGGACGAGCCGGCCACCCUGGAUGAUGUCUUGAUCAGCUGCCGCGCCACUCUCAAAUACGCCAUCAAAACUGCCCACCCCAGGUACUUCAAUCAGCUCUCCACGGGAUUAGACAUGGUCGGACUGGCAGCCGAUUGGCUAACAUCCACCGCCAACACCAACAUGUUCACCUAUGAGGUGGCCCCAGUUUUUGUGCUGCUGGAAUACGUCACUCUGAAGAAGAUGAGGGAGAUCAUUGGCUGGCCCAACGGGCGAGGAGAUGGCAUUUUUUCACCUGGGGGGUCUAUUUCUAACAUGUACGCCAUGCUGUUGGCCCGCUUCAAAAUGUUCCCUGAGGUGAAAGAGAAAGGCAUGUCAUCCGUCCCCAGACUGGUGGCCUUCACGUCCGAACAUAGCCAUUUUUCAAUCAAGAAAGGAGCAGCUGCUCUUGGCAUUGGGACUGAAAGUGUGAUCUGCAUCAAAGUAGACGAAAGUGGUAAACUGAUCCCAGCUGACCUUGAAAGGAGAAUACUGGAGGCAAAACAGAAGGGCUUUGUUCCUUUCUUCGUGAGUGCAACAGCUGGAACAACAGUGUACGGGGCCUUCGAUCCUCUCGUCGCCAUCUCCGACGUCUGCAAAAAGUACAAYGUCUGGAUGCACGUGGACGGAGCGUGGGGAGGAAGUCUGCUCAUGUCCAGGAGACACCGGUAUAAGCUGAAUGGAGUUGAGAGGGCCAACUCUGUAACAUGGAACCCACACAAAAUGAUGUCGGUCCCUCUGCAGUGUUCGGCCCUGCUGGUCAGAGAGGAGGGUUUGAUGCAGAACUGCAACCAGAUGCACGCCUGCUACCUGUUCCAGCAGGACAAACAGUACGACCUGUCCUACGACACCGGGGACAAGGCGCUUCAGUGUGGACGCCAUGUGGACAUCUUUAAGCUGUGGCUCAUGUGGCGAGCUAAGGGCACCGUAGGCUUUGAGGCUCAAAUCGACAAGUGUUUGGAGCUGUCGGAGUACCUCUACAACAAGAUCAAAGACAGAGAAGGAUACGAGAUGGUCUUUCACGGGAAACCUCAGCACACCAACGUCUGCUUCUGGUACCUCCCCCCAGGGAUUCGCUACAUGGAGGACAAAGAGGAGAAAAAGAAGCGCUUGCACAAGGUGGCUCCAGUGAUAAAAGCCAGGAUGAUGGAGUACGGCACAACCAUGGUCAGCUACCAGCCACAGGGGGACAAGGUCAACUUCUUUCGCAUGGUAAUCUCCAAUCCAGCUGCUACCUUCGAGGACAUUGACUUCCUUAUCGAGGAAAUCGAGCGACUCGGCCAUGAUCUAUAAGACACCUCUCACCAAAUCCUCGUCCGACGUUCUCCCCUUUGGUGGAUGAAAUGUUUGUCAUGAAUGUACCGGUAACUAUUUUCUUUUCUCGCUUCUUUUCUCGUAGUCUCACAUUUAAGAGUUCGUCUGAGAAAAAGAUACAGAUAUACCCCUAUAUUAUGUACUGCAGCUUUUUUUGUGGACUGACUAGGUUCAAAGCUCUGUAAAAGCGCUUCUGUCUGCCUUUCUUAUCAUGUAGUAGCUGCAAGAUUAGUGUAUUUGGUGUACCUUUAUAUGUACUUUUUGUGAUAUGAAAUGCUUGUGCAAUAAGUCGAUGAGGAAGGCUUUUUAUUUUUGGAUUAUUCAUUUGCUGAGUAUGCUGUUAAGUGCCAACUGUUGUUGUGUUCUAUUGUAAAUUUAACAUUUGAAACUUCCAAUUUAAAACAAAACUAGCACUUAACCUUUACCUCAGCUUAAUCAACUGCCUGUACACAUGGAGAUAGUACUUUAAGUAGUGAUUUUGGACUAAACUUAUCUUAUUUAGUGUUGUAAAGCAGUACCAGCACAUGUUUAAGAUAUUUAUCAGACACAAAAAUAGGAUUAAAUACUUAGAAAAUAAAUAUAUAUGUAAGGAAGAUGAGGAGAGUAUUUCCUUUAAAAUAAAAUGACAGCAAAGUACAAAAAGUGAAUUUACAAUAUUUAAUAUGUCAGAUACUUUUCACUCUUGACUCUUGUUCAUAAGUGUUUAAAAUUGUACAAAUGACUAUCGCCCAUACCAGAUUCUUAGCUGUAUAUUUAGCUGAUCAGAAUGUUCUAUGUAUAGCAUAAAGGUUUAUCUAUAAUCCUUAGUCUUAACUAAGCUGAACUGCCAUGUUUCCACAGAAGUCAUUCAAAGUAUUAGUACUCUGUUGUURCUGCUUUGUAUGGCAGCUCUGCUGAUUGUUCUUUAUAGAGUUGCCUAAUGCCUGACAUUGUGUUCCAACUUUAAACAAAACCUAUUGUUGCAAUUCUUUCAAAGGUGCAACUUGACAUGUCUGCUGCCCUCAUUGGUCAACACUUGCCCUUUGCGCAUUGAGACAUCUUGAUAACAUCUGUCACAAUCUUUUGGAACUGGUUCUGGCCAACAUCAUUCAGAGGGUGUUUACACCAAGGGUCUUUGUUAGGAUUCCUGAUUUUUAGGUACAUUUCAAAGAUGUAAAAUCUUUUCGCUGCCACAAAUAUUUCCAAAAAUAAUUCAUAGAAGCAACUUUGAGACCAAUGGUUGCAUUUAUUUUUUAUUACCUGUGAAGGAAGUACUGCAAUGUAUUCCAGCACAGUACAACUACCAACUAGACCUUGCCUUGGGUUAGGAUUAUUCUUGGGAUUUGCUUAGUCAGCAAGGAAAUUAUACGUCCCACUCACAGUCAUUUUAUCAAAAUGGCUUUUUUUAACCAACCAGCAUCUUGAACUGGCUGCUUCCUGUGGACUAUAAGUGUAGGUCAUCAGUGGCAUUUUCUAAAUAACUGUGUUACUUCAACCAAUGAUCCAAGAAGGGACAAAUGUUCCUUGAAAUGCAUUGCAGAGCAUGAAGUGUCCGCCACUCAUCGCCAUCCCAGUUUGGCAACAUUUACGUCCUAAAUAAAUAUUUUUACUUAAAAGAGCAGUAAAUAAAAACAGUUAAGCAUUUGUCCAUUUAAAUAAUUUCUAAAGGAUGUUUUUAUCCUCCCUUUUAAUGACUAAAUUUUGGAAAACAUUUACGUAAGUGAACGCUGCAAACCGAUAGUCGUCCACUGAUUAUAGUUGGGUKGUGAAAGAUGAUGUGUAGGCCUGCACAAAAUAUAUAAAUAUUAAUAUUGGAGUAUCCUUGUUCCCAGUAUUAGUUUUACAAAGUACUGCUAUAAAUUAUUUUCUGAGUGCCAUGCUUUUACACAUUUGACCCGUAAGACAGACACUCACACCAGGUUUAAAAGACCAAGAUGCCAAGGUGCAUUGUGAAUAGAGUGAUGACAAAGAAAUGAAUAAAAUGUGAGUUUGUCACACCUGAUAUUGUAUUACAUCAAAUUGGCCAGUAUUUCUUAUAUUGGGUGACCCUGGUAAUGUUCAAAUGUUUCAGUUAAUUAACUGCCAAAUAAUUAUACCUGCUCUCCAGAUUUUGUAUGAGACACAAUCUGAUGUGCUUAGGGUGGGAUUCUGUACAAAAGUCCUUCAGUUCCAGUUUAUGAUAAAUUUUACAAUUUUCAGAAAAUCAUAAAAAUUGAAUUUGAUUAUAACCUAUUGGGUCAUUAAAAUAAAUGAUUUAUUCUGCUCUUUAUGCUGGUGACAGAAUGCAUAAGAAAUGAAAUAUAAUCCUAAUAUAUAUAAAUCUUGUGAUUUAUUUACUUCUUGAUAUUUUUUUAUUAAACCUGCCCCUAAUUGCAAUUACCAGAGCAGUAGAGCUUUUCCUGAAUGUUAAAACAGUUGUAUAAUCUGGAAACAUUAUUUAUGUUUGAACUGAUCAGCUGUUUAGUUGCACACUAAAAAAGAAAUGUGCCUAAAAGCAGCAGAUUGGAAACUAAAUCACUUAAUCUAUUGUUGGGAUGUUUUCUGGGCAGAGGGCCCAACAUCACAUGUUACCUGUGGCCACCAUAUUUCCAGCAACGCUUGUUUAUUCUCAUCAUCUUUUACCUCCAGAUAUAACACACAAGGCCAAAUCAGGCUUUUCAGAAGUCUGCAGGAAUACAAUUUUCAGAUAACUUUUCAAGCUUUAUUUUGAGCACCAAUUAAAAACAUUAUAUAAGAAAUUGUUGGUGGGACAUUAAUUCUAUUUUUUCUUUCAAUCUUAGUAGAUCUGCUGUAAACCAGACAUCACUUGCACUAGGUGAGGAGGAGAAUGCAACUCAUGGAGCUUUGCAGCCAAGGUUCCUACUGAAGUCAUUCACAAGCAAUAUUUUAAGAAAGGGUCCAAUCUACAUAUCCUGCAAAACUGCAAAA